UAAAUCUGCACACUCACUGCAGCACUUUAUCAAAGUAAAAACGUUUUUGUGAUUAAUGUCGGAGUUUGAGACAUCAGAGCGAAAUGAAUCACUGACCUGGCAGCGCCGUGACGGACGUGUCGACGUCUUUACAGGAAACGCUGCCUGCAGCCAAGGAGGGAGGGCCGGAUUUAUCUUCACUCCCGCCGUCUUCAUCACAUCAGAGGCGUUUCUCAGCAGGCUGAUGAAAGGCAGAGCGGCAGCAGCCGAAGCGGACGGCGGCUUUUAUCGCCUCCCGGCCUCCGUUCCAACAGACAGCGGCGGACAAAUGUCGCUGCUGCUGAGAGAUCCAGAUCAGCCCAAAAACCCAAAGCUUUUGAAAGUGGCCAUAAUCGGCGCCCCGAAUGCCGGGAAGUCGACGUUGACCAAUCAGCUCCUCGGCAGAAAGGUCGUCAAGUGUCCUCCUUAUCAGCAGGGUUCCCACGGUCAUAAAACAUCUAAAAAGUCAGAUUUUCCAAGCCUGGGAAAGUCAU
Molecule: messenger RNA, 512 nt
Organism: Plectropomus leopardus (leopard coralgrouper)
Lineage: Eukaryota; Metazoa; Chordata; Actinopteri; Perciformes; Serranidae
Source: RefSeq, a predicted model, not a curated record